CGUAAGCAUUCCUGGUUUCGGUCGUCUUCAUUGUCAGCAUUAGCAGCAGCAAGAACAGCUUUGGCACCAUGGCGAAAUUAGUACAAAUGGAACGUUCAGGAAUUCUCGCGUCGUGCCGUGUCAGGGGCUUCAGUCUCCUCUUCCUCGCGCUAGCCGUUAGCACGGUUCGCGCCGCUUCUCGCUCUUUCCGUCCCUUAUCCGCGAGAAACUACUUACGUUCUGCCACGUGGCAGUCGUCAGACUCCCCGCUCCAGUUACCCCCGUUUCCGUCGCACGCGAUUCGCCUAGGUGUGAUUCCAGAGAGGGAUUCAAACGGCGAAGUCACGUCCGUUAGAGUCACGAAAAGAAAGGCAGAUAGCCGUUGGAUCCAGAAGGCGAAAGGACGGGUGGACGGGUGGAUUCCAGAUUCGGAAUCUGGAGAAGGGCGUAUGGCACGCGGAAUAAAUGCGGAACAGGAAGGACAGGGGGAGGGGGAGCAAAGGGAAGGGGAGCAGGGGGGAGAAAAAGGAGGGGAAUUGGGGGAAGCUGGAGCGGAAUGCGCGUGGGGGUACUUUCAAGAGUCGAUGUUACAAGUCGGAUGGCAUUUCCUUGUCAUAGCGACUAACUCCUCGUGUUCCAGCAAAGACCAGGCGUUCGCAGCGGGAUACGCGGAGGGGCGGCUCACCUCGCUGCCCAUGCGGCAGCACUUCGUUAACGAAUUCGGGCGACUGAAACGAUCGCCGCGCCUGCUGCAGUACCUAGAAACGAAUCGCGCUUAUAUGGAGGAUAUGGUCGCGGCUGCCGAGGCUGCGGGGCCUGGUGAUGUGGCAGACGAGGAUAGGACGUACUGGUGGCAGGUGGGUCUGAUGCUGCAGCAGGUGAGCGGGCUGCGCAUGGGGUUCAACGAUGCAGUGAAACCGGAAGAGAGGAUGGAAGCCAUCGAUUUCGACAUAAUGAAUCUCCACGGGGACAUCCAGGAUCUACAGUACGUCCUCGAUAUAGUGCAUGGGGCAGAAACGGACCACAGCAGCGCCAAUGGGAGCAAGGGGAGGGGCGAGGGCGGAAACGACAGAGUCAUGUUGGUCUUCCCAGACGCAUGCUCUGCCAUUAUCAAGCUGCUGCCCAACAACACCGACCUCCUCACCGCUCAAGCCACAUGGACUCGCCUCGAGAACAUGCUCCGCAUCUACAAGAUUUACGAUUUCGCCUUCCAGCUCAAGCCACCUGUCUCUGCCACGUCAGCAGCCGACGUCAUCCCAGGCCGUGCCAUGUCAUUCGCCAGCUAUCCUGGCCGUCUGUUUUCCGGCGACGAUUUUUACAUCACCAGCGCCAGGUUGGCAGUGCAGGAGACCACCAUUGGCAACGACAACCUUGAGUUGUACCGGCGCUACGUGCACCCCAACGGCACGGUCCUGGAGUGGAUCCGCAACAUGGUGGCCAACCGGGUGGCGAGCAGCGGGCGACAAUGGGUGGACGUAUUCUCACGGCACAACAGCGGCACGUACAACAACCAGUGGAUGGUGGUGGACUACAAGGUCUUCCAGCCAGGCCACCCUCCUCCGGAUAACACCCUCUGGGUGCUCGAACAGCUGCCGGGCCACGUUGUAGGUGAAGACAUGAGUGCGCACCUGCGCACGGAGGGCUACUGGGCGUCGUACAACAUCCCUGCCUUUCCUGCCAUUUUCAACCUCAGCGGGUUUGCUGACCUUGAGCGGCGCCGGGGCUCGUGGUUCUCCCACUCCCACUCUCCCCGAGCAAAGCUGUUCCGAAGGGACCAAGGCAAGGUGGUGGACGUUGCUUCGCUCCAGCGUCUGAUGCGCUACAACGACUUCAAGCACGACCCGCUCUCUGCCUGCAACUGCACCCCACCCUACUCCGCAGAGAACGCCAUUGCAGCACGCGGGGAUUUGAACGAGGCAGAGGGGUUGUAUGACUUACCCUUCCUUGGCCUCAGGGACCACGCAGAGACUGACACAAAGAUUACCGGCUACCACAUGCUACAGCACAGCCUGGCAGCUCUUGCGAUCAGUGGGCCCACAUACGACCAGCAGCCACCCUUCCAGUGGAGCAAAUCACCCUUCGCCAACGUCUCCCAUCUGGGUCAUCCGGACCUCUUUCUCUUCCCAUGGCUCACCAUCCACUACGUCACGGAGGGCACGGGCCAAGGCCGACUGUCCGUGCAUGUCCCUCCCCAGCCACAACAGCCAGGCACAGCAAACAUGUAGCCUUUGAGACAACUCGACACGCACUUACGGCAGCGAGGGCACGAGCCAAGGCUGCUUGUAAGUGCAUCCCCUUGCCCAGCCACACCAGCCGGACACAGCAGACAUGUAAGGUACAAGGCUCUAGAAGGUAUCAUACGAGGGACAUGAGGACGCACUAGGGAUACAGUAGGGAGUUGCAGAGAUGCUGUGGGUAUGUGCUAGGGUUUGGUGAGGUGAGCAAGAGAGCCACCGGUAGCAGUUAUGCUUGCCUUGAGAAACGUUUGUAUUUGGUGCUGAGUGGUGGACAGUGAGGAGCCUUAUAAGAAAGAUAUACAAGCAGC
Messenger RNA from Closterium sp. NIES-67, 2524 nucleotides. The record is from the annotation of a GenBank genome assembly. Lineage: Eukaryota; Viridiplantae; Streptophyta; Zygnematophyceae; Desmidiales; Closteriaceae.